CCUCUGGUUUUUCCCCAGGUAGUGUCGGGGGAGUUCAGCGAGGACAGUGAGGUAUACAACUUUACACUCCACACGGGGGAUGAGCUGACUCUCAUGGGACAAGCUGAGAUCCUGUGCGCUAAGACGGUAAAGGAGAAGUCCCGUUUCAACACCAUCUUGAAGAAACUGGGCAAGACCGGCACGCUGGGCAAGCAGGUGAAAGGUAAAAUGCCCUGCUUGAUAUGCAUGAACCAUCGAACCAACGAGAGCUUGAGCCUUCCGUUCCAGUGCAAGGGCAGCUUCAGCACCCGGAGCCCGUUGGAGCUACAGAUGCAGGAGGGUGAGCACACCAUCCGAAGCAUUAUUGAGAAGGUUCGGCUGCCCGUCAACGUCAUAGUGCCUACACGCCCUCCUCGCAACCCCUAUGACCAGCACAUUAUCCGUGAAGGUCAUCGAUACAAGCUGGUCAGCAUCAUCUCCAAAACGGUGGUUCUUUGUUGUCUUCUACGUAAGGGGGAGGUCAACCCCUUCCAUUUCUUGCUGCUCACAGACAUGCCUCGUUUUUCACUCCCCGAGGGUCUCCUUUGUGGUGACCCCAGCUUUGACAAGCUAGUCAAGGACUGCGCACUUUCCUGCCAGGAACAGAAGUUCAACCCGGAUGAGUAUUCCAAGGCUGUGCGAGAGACCAAGACGGAUUUUGCCGAGGAGUGUGCCAGCCCGCGUAAGAUACGGGUUUGUUUGCAGGGAUUCUCAGCCGGCUCAAUCAACUACACCCGCGAGGAGCUGAGCCAGGGCCUACAGCGCUUAUCCCUGUGUGUAUACAGCGGGACAAUCCCAGAGGACACCAGCCCCCAGGAUUGUCAAGAGGCCCAACGCCAGGGACUGGGGUCUUCGUCUGACAACUCAGACUUGGAUCGGGAGUACAUGACACCAGAUUGGUUGGAACAUGAUUUUAGGACUCAGGAACAGUUGGAGAUACCCUACGAAGAACUCUGGACCAACCAGAAUGUGGAGAAUUACUCGGAGCCCAGCAGCAAGCCUGUCGGGCUGGAGAGUGGCAACAAGACCCAACAGGACCUUAUCUCCUUUGUGACCUCUCCUUCUCCUUUUGAGGGCAAGUCUUGUUCUCCACCUCCACCAGCCUUAAGUAUUGAUGAAGUGAAGACAGAAGCCCCUCCGCCGGUGCCCCCCAAAUCUGAAGCAGUAAAGUACGAAUGUCGCCUUCUGAAUGCCCCACCAGUGCCCCCUCGUGAGGGCCGGCUCUUCUCCUCAUCGUCCAGCCCUCCUGUCCCACCACGGUAUCCGAAAGUCCAACUCCCCCAGACGCACUCACCCAGCCCCAGCCUCUCCUACUACUCAUCGGGACUGCAUGACAUAUCAGGAAAUCGCAGUGGCAAUUGUUCCCCCUCCCCGGAUUCCUAUUCCUUAUACUGCUACCCUUGUACCUGGGGGGACUGCAAGGCGGGAGAUGCAUCCACCCGGCAGAUGUCUAACAGCAUGGCCUCCACUGCCCAACCCACGCAGACGUCCUGGUCGGAUUCUUGGGCAUACGCGGACACCGGUCCAAGUGUGGCCAGCGGCCGCUCUACCCCCGUGCUGAGCACAGACAACGCCAUUAAGACUUACUACAGCUGCCCCAGGUUGAAGCCCCCACAAACCCCAAAACGGUUCGCCCCUUUCGGAGCCUUAAACCCUUUCGCCAACCCAGCCUUUGCCUCUCCUCCUUCGUCCUCCGGGGACUGGUUGGAUCCUGCGGAGCGCGCCAAAUCCUCCUCGUCCUCCGUCUCAGACGUCCUGGAUCCCUUCGACGUCGGUAAUAGUCAAAGCACAUCCCCGGACUCCUCUUCCAUCGGGUCGGAGCUGCGAUUUGUGCCCGAAGCCGUAUUUAAAAGCGGGGGAGCGGGGACUUGCCCUGCUCCGCCGCCCCGGCCGGCAAAAGGGUUAGAGACUGAGAACAUUGUAAUUAGGAGCGCAGCCCCAAUGUCGCCCACCAUUGUAAGAGGAGCAGAGGGCGGGAUCACAAGAGUUUAUCUAACUCAAGGCGUCAUCGAGGUGCCGCCAAUCUCGUCCAGGAGCAGCACGGAGGCAUCUUCCUCUCACACUCCUGGCGCCCCCAGAGCUCCCGGGGACCCCGCAGCUUGGCACCCGCCCCCCGAUCUAUCGGCUCUGUCGGUGGAGGAGGUCUCCAGGUGCCUCAGGUUCAUCGGGCUGUCCGAAGACGUGGUGACGUUCUUCGUGAGGGAGCGGAUAGACGGCAGCAUCUUCGUCCAGCUGACGGAGGAGAUCCUUUUGGACGACUUCAAGUUGACUAAACUUCAGGUGAAGAAGAUCAUGCAGUUCAUCAAAGGAUGGAGGCCUAAGAUAUAGAGGGCAGCG
Nanorana parkeri is the source of this 2355-nucleotide messenger RNA. RefSeq names its product GRB2 associated regulator of MAPK1 subtype 2 (gene GAREM2). The annotation marks the transcript as partial. The record is from RefSeq and is a predicted model, not a curated record. NCBI's taxonomy places the organism in Eukaryota, Metazoa, Chordata, Amphibia, Anura, Dicroglossidae. The transcript is spliced from 3 exons.